AUUAGAACUGAACAAGAUCCGAUUCGAUCGAAUCGAAUUUAGGAUCGAUGGGCUUGCUGUUUGUGAUACGUCUUGAGGGGAGGAUCUACAGCUGCAAGCACUGCCAGACCCAUCUCGCUCUAUCUCAUGACAUCCUCUCCAGGACUUUUCAUUGCAGGCAUGGGAAGGCUUAUCUCUUCAAUAAGGUAGUGAAUGUUACUGUUGGGUUGAAUGAGGAGAGGAUGAUGAUGACUGGGAUGCACACAGUUGCUGACAUAUUCUGUGUUGGUUGUGGGUCAAUUGUGGGAUGGAAAUAUGAGGCUGCACAUGAAAAGAGCCAGAAAUAUAAAGAAGGAAAAUUUAUUCUUGAAAGGUUCAAAGUUACAGGUCCUGAUGGAAGCAAUUACUUGCUAAGCCAUGAAGUUCAUGUUGGGGGAAGUGACACUGAUGAUGUUUAAUUUGUCUGGACAAAGUUGUCCCAGGAAUAAUUGUAUAUUCUUUCCCGUCAAUGCUCUUGUCUCGUCUGAUAUAGAUUCAGAACAUUCAUUCUCUUUAACACAUGGUAAUCAACUGCAGCAUAGUAUAUCAAUAAAUUAGACACUGUUUGCUCGCA
This is a messenger RNA of Asparagus officinalis (garden asparagus), 592 nucleotides long. RefSeq names its product protein yippee-like. Bases 48 to 437 code for a protein of 129 amino acids. The record is from RefSeq and is a predicted model, not a curated record. Gene Ontology annotation, cellular component: ubiquitin ligase complex. The transcript is spliced from 5 exons. NCBI's taxonomy places the organism in Eukaryota, Viridiplantae, Streptophyta, Magnoliopsida, Asparagales, Asparagaceae.